AUGGAGCAACAAGUCCCUCUCAAUUACGAGGCUUCGGCCGGCGAUACCAACAAACAGGUCACCGCCACCCUGCCCCAGGAGGUCGUUCAAUGCUUGGAGAACGCCCGAUUCCUCCAUCUCGCAACAUGUACCGAUAACAUCCCGAACGUCUCCCUCAUGAACUACACAUACCUCCCGUCAUCCGACUUUUCGUCCACACCAGUCAUCGUCAUGACCACCAACCCCGCCUCGAGAAAGACGCAGAACCUCCUAUCGAAUCCUAACGUCUCUCUGUUGGUCCACGACUGGUCAUCCCACCGCCCACCGACUUCAGGCCGCCGUCUCUCUGGCGGCAGCCCCGGGCCCGAGCACCGCUCCAGCCUCGCCUCCCUCCUUCUGAACCUGAACACCGCCGCAGUCUCCAGCAUCAGCGCCACCAUCAACGGCACCGCUAGCCUAGUGGACAACGGGUCCGACGAAGAAAAGUUUUACCGCGAGGCGCAUCUCGAGAACAACACCUUUGACGAGGGACAGAGUUUCAACCCCAGCGUGCAGGCCGAGGACGGUGGCAGGGGAUGUUUCGUGGCCGGCGAAGAGGUACGGGUCAUCGUGGUCAAGAUCAAGGACGUGAGAAUCAGCGACUGGAAGGGCGCGGUGCGGGAUUACGUCUUGGCCGAGGAGAUCGCUGCUCCCCAGCUCAACGGCGUACGGUAG
Colletotrichum destructivum is the source of this 693-nucleotide messenger RNA. Its product is annotated as Putative pyridoxamine 5'-phosphate oxidase, FMN-binding split barrel. Gene Ontology annotation, cellular component: cytoplasm; nucleus. The coding region runs from base 1 to 693 and encodes 230 amino acids. The transcript has 3 exons. The record is from RefSeq and is a predicted model, not a curated record. NCBI's taxonomy places the organism in Eukaryota, Fungi, Ascomycota, Sordariomycetes, Glomerellales, Glomerellaceae.